AUGUUGCGCAACUUUGUUUCCGCACUAUGGGCUCUUGUCUUGAUGGUGUCCGUUGCACAGGCUCAGUUCAACUUCUUCGAUCACAUGUUCAACGGCAACCAACAACAGCAACAGCACCAGCAAGGCUCUCAGAACGUACCCAGUGACAGUGGUCGGUACCAGAAUCAAUGGCGUCAAGGUAGCGCAAUGCAGCAACUACCUCUGCCCUGGAACCCUCGCAUGUGUCAGCUUCCCGCACCACUGCCCAUGCCCCCCCCCGAUGUUGAAGAAAAAGUCGAGCUGGGAGAGGGGAGUGCAAUUUGUGUGUCCAAGGGUGGUUUCAAAGCUGGCGAGGCGGCCCGAAAGAUCGAACUGGCCCGCAAGGGUCUCUUGUGA
Penicillium maclennaniae is the source of this 375-nucleotide messenger RNA. RefSeq names its product protein lcl2 (gene lcl2). NCBI's taxonomy places the organism in Eukaryota, Fungi, Ascomycota, Eurotiomycetes, Eurotiales, Aspergillaceae. The transcript is spliced from 2 exons. The coding region runs from base 1 to 375 and encodes 124 amino acids. The record is from RefSeq and is a predicted model, not a curated record.